Molecule: messenger RNA, 1038 nt
Organism: Harpia harpyja (harpy eagle)
Lineage: Eukaryota; Metazoa; Chordata; Aves; Accipitriformes; Accipitridae
Exons: 3
Coding region: 148-1038 (296 amino acids)
Source: RefSeq, a predicted model, not a curated record
AGAUACUGCAGCUAAACCAGAGAACCAACCUGUGCCAAAAUCAGUUCGCUUAGUGAGAGAUGAAGAUGAACCAGGGUCAUUGCGAGAACAGGAGGAAGAGGCAGAACCUGAAAUAAUUACCCGAUCUCUAUCCCUGAGUUGCGUGACAUGCGAAAAGAUUUUAGCCGCCACCCAGAUGAGCACAUUGUUACCUGGCUGCUCCAAUGCUGGGAUAAUGGGGCUAGUAGUGUGGAAUUAGAGGGUAAGGAAGCCAAGCAGUUGGGAUCUCUGUCUAGGGAAGGGGGCAUCGACAAGGCGAUUGGGAGAAAAACACAAGUCCCCAGCCUCUGGAGGCGACUUUUGUUAGGUGUAAAGGAAAGAUACCCCUUCAAGGAUGAAGUUACAUGUCACAAAGGCAAGUGGACCACCAUGGAGAGAGGUAUCCAGUACCUGAGGGAAUUAGCCGUGCUGGAGGUGAUUUAUAAUGAUCCAGAAAAUGCACAGUCACCCACAGAACCAGAUGAAGUCCAAUGCACACAACCGAUGUGGCGGAAGUUUCUACGAAGUGCACCACCAACCUAUGCCAACUCAUUGGCAGUAAUGUCCUGGAAAGAAGGCUAUGGACAAACGGUGGAUGAAUUGGCUGUCCAACUCCGGCAAUAUGAAGGAAGUCUCUCUUCCUCCCUAUGGGCCUGUGUCUCAGCUGUAGAGGAAUCGUCCCGAGAGUUCCAGCAAUUCAAAGUGGAUAUGUCCUCCUCCCCACCUGUACAGGCCCGCAUCGCAGCUAUUGGGAGUAAGCACUCCUCUGCCCAAGAGAGAGGAGAGAGAAAGUACACACGACAGGCUAACCUGUGGUUUUACCUGUGUGACCAUGGAGAGGACAUGAGGAAGUGGGAUGGAGAACCUACCUCAGUCCUGGAUGCACGGGUACAGGAGUUGCGAGAAAAAGCAACCAGAAAAGAGGAUUCUUCUUGGAAAACUGCUGCUCCAGUUUCCCGAGUAGCUUAUUGUGAGCAGGUAGACAAGGUUUCAAAGUCUCUCCGCGAUAACCUCCGUUGA